AUGUACCCCCAGUCCAGCACCUGUUCUACAUACCCCAGUCCAGCACCUGUUCUCACAUACCCCAGUCCAGCACCUGUUCUACAUGCCCCUCAGUCCAACACCCUUGUUCUACAUACCCCCAGUCCAGCACCUGUUCUACAUGUCUCUGAAGGCUGCCCUACAUACCCCCAGUCCAGCAUCUGUUCUAUUAUAGCCCCAGUCCAGCACCUGGUCUACAUACCCCAGUCCAACACCUGUUCUACAUAUCCCCAGUCCAGCACCUGUUCUACAUACCUCAGUCCAGCACCUGUUCUACAUACCCCCAGUCCAGCACCUGUUCUCAUACAUAGCCCCAGUCCAGCACCUGUUCUACAUACCCCCAGUCCAGCACCUGUUCUACAUGCCCCCCAGUCCAACACCUGUUCUACAUACCCCAGUCCAGCAACACCUGUUCUACAUAUACCCCAGUCCAGCACCUGUUCUACAUACUCCCCCAGUCCAGCACCUGUUCUACAUACCCCAGUCCAGCACCUGUUCUACAUGCCCCCCAGUCCAACACCUGUCUCUACAUACCCCCAGUCCAGCACCUGUUCUACAUACCCCAGUCCAGCACCUGUUCUACAUACCCCAGUCCAGCACCUGUUCUACAUACCCCCAGUCCAGCACCUGUUCUACAUACCCCCAGUCCAGCACCUGUUCUACAUACCCCCAGUCCAGCACCUGUUCUACAUACCCCCAGUCCAGCACCUGUUCUACAUACCCCCAGUCCAACACCUGUUCUACAUACCCCAGUCCAGCACCUGUUCUACAUACCCCAGUCCAGCACCUGUUCUACAUACCCCCAGUCCAGCACCUGUUCUACAUACCCCCAGUCCAGCACCUGUUCUACAUGCCCCCAGUCCAACACCUGUUCUACAUACCCCCAGUCCAGCACCUGUUCUACAUACCCCCAGUCCAGCACCUGUUCUACACAUACCCCCAGUCCAGCACCUGUUCUACAUGGGCCCCCCAGUCCAGCACCUGUUCUACAUACCCCCAGUCCAGCACCUGUUCUACUAUACCCCAGUCCAGCACCUGUUCUACAUACCCCAGUCCAGCACCUAUUCUACAUACCCCAGUCCAGCACCUGUUCUACAUACCCCCAGUCCAGCACCUGUUCUACAUAUACCCCUGAUCAGCACCUGUUCUACAUACCCCCAGUCUGCCCCAUGUCCAACACCUGUUCUACAUACCCCAGUCCAGCACCUGCAUGCCCCUGCAGCACCUGUUACAUACCCCAGUCCAGCACCUGUUCUACACAUACCCCCAGUCCAGCACCUGUUCUCAGUCCAUACCCCUGUUCUGCAUGCCCCAGUCCAGCACCUGUUCUACAUACCCCCAGUCCAGCACCUGUUCCAGCACCAGGGGGCAUUUAAUUAA
Molecule: messenger RNA, 1398 nt
Organism: Haliotis rubra (blacklip abalone)
Lineage: Eukaryota; Metazoa; Mollusca; Gastropoda; Lepetellida; Haliotidae
Product: extensin-3-like
Exons: 1
Coding region: 1-1398 (465 amino acids)
Source: RefSeq, a predicted model, not a curated record